GCGGCGAGAAGGAAUUGUUCAACCAUCCCACUGUGAUGAACUUAGCGGUCCGAGCGUUUCCGAGACUAGCGGACCCUUCAACAUAGUAUUUUGUCACGCCUUACCUGUGGCGUUAUUCCUUGCUUGUGAUCUCAUCUAUUCUACCGCCGCAACCUUGUAAUAAAUCAUAUUCAGCCUUCUCUCUUCAGAGUAUCGUCAGCGAUUCUGACAAUGGGUUUAGGGUGCUGUUGACAUUAGAUCAAAAGCAAUCACUACUACCAAAUUUCUCUUCGCACACCAGCCCCUAUUAUGUCCACCACCAAUAACACACUCGACUCUGACCAAAACAUGUCUUCUCCAAAUGAAGGAGAAACUGGAGUCCUAUUCCAACUCCUUACACAGCUUGUACAGGGCCAACAGGAUUUUGGACAGGCGGUAACCCAGAUUUUGGCUCAACCUGCACCAGUUGCACCAGCACCGCAGGUGACACAGCCACAGCCCACUGCACCUCCUAAAGCGUCGGUUGCCGAACCAGAUGCUUACGACGGGAAAUAUGACACAUUCGACACCUUUAUGAGUCAACUCUACCUGUUGUUCUCUGGCAAACCAGCUGUAUAUGCUAAUGAUCAGAUGAAAAUUGUCACCGCCCUAUCCUUUAUGAAGAAAGGUUUCGCAGGAACCUGGGUGACCAAUAUUACGAUGAAGUCGAGGGAAGGAACCAUAACAUUCGCCGACUGGGCGGUGUUUGAGAGGAAGUUGAAAGAAGUAUUCGAUGACCCGAACAAAAUGCGAGCUGCUCAAGUUAAACUCCACACGCUGAAGAAGAGUCCCAAGCAACCUGCAGAGGCUCUGCUCGAUGUCCUACAGCAGAACCUCAACAAACCAACUUUCGAUGCUAUUGUAGCAGCACCACAGGUAGACUGGACCCUGUUGGCCUGGAGGGACUACGCAAAAAGAUAUGAUAGGAAUAAGAGAGCUAAUGAAAGAGUUGAUAUGGGAGAAGUUACGAGCGGAAGGAGAUUUGGUGAAGGACGAGCAGGACCAGGGUGGAUUAGGCCUGGAAAUUUGCCGGGAGGAUGAGGCUAUCCGAAUGUGGGGGCAUCAGGGACCACUGGCAUGGGCAUGGGGUCAAACGGGCACAGGGCAUGUCAACACCAGGGGUGGACAUACCUUUCCAGGACGUGGUGAACCUAUGGACUUGGACUGAGCACGUGGACAUAUUGGGCCGAUGAAAUGCUAUAACUGUGGAGAAUUAGGUCAUACUGUAGAGUUGUAGCUUCGCGCCCUUUUGGGUGUGACCAUGUCACACUUAGCUUCGCAGCUUUGUAGGCCCUUGUGACGUGUGACCUAUCCAAAUU
Molecule: messenger RNA, 1337 nt
Organism: Suillus bovinus
Lineage: Eukaryota; Fungi; Basidiomycota; Agaricomycetes; Boletales; Suillaceae
Exons: 1
Coding region: 289-1059 (256 amino acids)
Source: RefSeq, a predicted model, not a curated record